Eurypyga helias (sunbittern) is the source of this 454-nucleotide messenger RNA. It is a transcript of the gene SAMD10, whose product is annotated as sterile alpha motif domain containing 10. The transcript has 2 exons. Lineage: Eukaryota; Metazoa; Chordata; Aves; Eurypygiformes; Eurypygidae. Gene Ontology annotation, cellular component: cytoplasmic side of plasma membrane. The annotation marks the transcript as partial. The record is from RefSeq and is a predicted model, not a curated record. Gene Ontology annotation, biological process: cell surface receptor protein tyrosine kinase signaling pathway.
CUUGGGGCAGAGGGGUGCUGUGGCCAUCUCUCACCCCCCCUUCCCUCCGCAGCCACCGCCGCUCACUUCAGCUUCUGGCGCAGCCUCCUGGAGCACACGGACUCGGCCGCAGGUUUCGGGGUGACCCCAAGGUGUCCAAAGGGUGCAAAGCCAAAGUCUGGCGGCAUCACCGCAGUCCCGUGCCGCCAGCCAGCAUCUCCCCCAGCCCCAUGGGCCGACCUCCCUGCGUUUUCCUCCUCGUGGGGCCCAACCCUGUUAACACCCUCCCCUUCCCACUCCCCUCAGGGCCGUGGCUGCGAUCACUAUGGCAUCUACCACACCAGCCCCACGCUGGGCAGCCUGGCGAAGCCGGUGGUGCUCUGGACCCAGCAGGAUGUGUGCAAAUGGCUGAAGAAGCACUGCCCGCACAACUAUCUCAUCUACGUCGAGGCGUUCUCCCACCACGCCAUCACAG